This is a messenger RNA of Staurois parvus, 539 nucleotides long. The record is from the annotation of a GenBank genome assembly. NCBI's taxonomy places the organism in Eukaryota, Metazoa, Chordata, Amphibia, Anura, Ranidae.
CUGGAGUAGAAGACGUCAGCCGAGUCCAAAUGGUAGAUACAUGGAAUGGACUCACAGAGGUUAAUUACUGGAAUUCUGAACAAGCAAAUAUGAUUAAUGGAACUGCUGGUCAAAUGUGGCCGCCUUUUCGGACACCUGCUGAGCCUCUGGAGUUCUACAGUCCAGAUGCCUGCAGGUCUCUGACUUUAGUAUAUGAUAAAGAAGAUUCUUACAGAGGUAUACCUACAUAUCGGUACACUGCACCCAGCUACUUGUUUGCAAAUGGAUCGGAUUACCCUCCCAAUGAAGGAUUUUGCCCAUGCACGGCUUCUGGUAUAAUGAACGUCAGUUCCUGCCGCACUGGUGCUCCCUUGUUUCUAUCCUUUCCUCAUUUCUACAAUGCGGAUCCUGGAUUUGUGGAUGCUGUGGAUGGACUACACCCAAGUGAAGAGCUGCAUUCCUUAUUCCUAGAUCUGCAUCCACUUACAGGAAUUCCCAUGAAUUGCUCAAUCAAAAUGCAGCUAAGCUUAUUAACAAUGGGUGUUAGUGGCAUUUCGUAA